Messenger RNA from Sodiomyces alkalinus F11, 2440 nucleotides. Its product is annotated as 2-succinylbenzoate-CoA ligase. Bases 476 to 2209 code for a protein of 577 amino acids. The transcript is spliced from 4 exons. NCBI's taxonomy places the organism in Eukaryota, Fungi, Ascomycota, Sordariomycetes, Glomerellales, Plectosphaerellaceae. The record is from RefSeq and is a predicted model, not a curated record.
CCUGCAAUAGCCGAGGAUCACCGCGGGUUUUGUAUGGAGGAAGCCAAAACAAGAAAUCACGGCCAUGGACCAAACGGUUUAUUAAGCUAGUCAAGCGCAGCGCAUCUCGAGCAUCGGUCCCUGAAACCGACUCGAAGCUAGCUCCCACCUUGGCCUAGGACUGAAUAUCGUCCUUUCUCCUUUCUUUCCAUCUCUUUCGCUCCCCGCCCCCACCGCCCUGUCGUUCUCCUGGUGAUCUCGGUCGGCAGGAAGCGGCUAACAGGGUCUGUGAUUGGGGAUCUCUACUAAGGCCGGUUCACUUCGCAUCUGUUCUUCUCAUCAGACACUCCUUUGCCUUCCCUCCCCCCUCUUUGAAUUCCGUCGUGUGCGUCUGAAAUCCUCGUGAUCAUUCUCCGUUCUUUCCAGGCUGCCCGUCUUCCACUCUCUCGCCUUUCCCUCCCCUGGUUCUUCCCUAUUCACCCAUCUCGCUGCCAGCAUGUCAGGCCCUCCGUCCCGCAUUCGGAACCUCCUUGGCCACUUCCUGUCCUCUUCGUCGCCUCCGGCCGAAAGCGAGUUCAAGCAUGACCACAACAUCCACCAGCUAUCGCCGACCUUCUUCCUAGAACGUGCCGCCGCCAUUGAGCCCGAUGCCGAGGCAAUCUACCACAUCACAGCCAACGGCAAGACCCUGCGGCGGUCCUACCGUGACUUCGCCGACCGUGCCCGCGGCCUAGCCUACUACCUGCUCAAGCACCGCCUCGUCCGCGUCGGUAUCCUGGCCACCAACACGCCCGCCUUCCUCGAGUCCAUCUUCGGCAUCGCCGCCGCCGGGGGCGUCAACGUCGCCGUCAAUUACCGCCUGAAACCCGACGACAUCACCUACAUCUUCGACUUCGCCGAGGUCGACUCCAUUGUGGUGGAUGCCGAGUUCGUCCACCUGCUCGACGAUUUCAAGAAGGCCCACCCAGACGUGCACCUCAUCGUGGACACCGAUACCGAUGCCACCGAGGGACAGCUCAGCGGGCCCUUCGACGAGGCCAUCCUGGAAGGUCUGCAGCAUGAUCGCGACCAGGGCGGCCGUGGUUGGGCCGGCCUUCAUUCCCAGUGCGCCGACGAGAACGGCAUCAUCGCCAUCCCUUUCACCUCUGGCACCACCUCCCGGCCCAAGGGUGUCGUCUACACGCACCGAGGAGCGUACCUGGCCGCUCUUGCUAACAUAGUAGAAUCCGGCCUCAAUUACCAUAGCGGCAGGUGCAAGUACCUCUGGACGCUUCCCAUGUUCCACGCCAUGGGCUGGACUUUCCCCUGGUCCAUCACUGCAGUUCGGGGGACCCACGUCUGUCUCAGGAAGAUCGACUACCCCGUCAUCUGGAAACUUCUCAAGGAGGAGGGCAUCACCCACUUCAAUGCCGCCCCGACGGUCAACACUCUCCUGUGCUCCUCUAAGGAGGCCGAGAGGCUAGACCAUCCCGUGAGGGUAACCGUGGCAGCCAGCCCACCGACCGCCCACCUCUUUGAGGAGAUGACCAAGCUGAACCUCCAUCCCGUCCACGUCUACGGCCUGACAGAAACCUACGGGCCCAUCACCAAGAGCUACCACAUGCCGUCAUGGGACACCCUCCCGGCAGCCGAGCGGUACGCCAAGAUGGCGCGCCAGGGCCACGGCUUCCUGACCAGCCUACCGAUCCGCAUCAUCAAGACGGACCAGCCCGAGGGCGUCCUCGUCGACGUGGCCAGGGACGGCAAGGAAAUCGGCGAGAUCGUCUUCUUCGGCAACAUCUGCGCCCAGGGCUACUACAAAGACCCCGAAGCCACCAGGAAGCUCUUCGCAGGCGGGGCGCUGCACUCGGGUGACCUGGCCGUGUGGCAUCCCGACGGCAGCAUCCAGAUCCUCGACCGGGCGAAGGAUAUUAUCAUUUCGGGCGGCGAAAACAUAUCCUCCGUCGCCCUGGAGAGCAUGCUAGUCAAGCACCCGGACCUGCUGGAAGCGGCCGUCGUCGCCGUGCCGGAUUCCCACUGGGGCGAGAGGCCCAAGGCCUACGUGACGGUGAAGGAGGGUCGCACCUUGACCCCCGAGGAACUCAUCUCCUGGGCCAAGCACCAGAGCACCAUCAGCAAGUUCAUGGUGCCCCGGGAGGUGGAGGUGUUGCCGGAAUUGCCCAAGACGAGCACGGGUAAGCUGAAGAAGACCGUCCUGCGCGAGUGGGCGAGGCAUGGCCGGAAGGCAUAACUUUGCUUGCUGGCGGCAUUCCGUCGAAGCGAGGGUUGUAUUUUGAGGUUCACGGGACUCGAAGCCCUGUAUGAUGUUGGUUUGGGGGGGUUGGAUUCGGUUUCUUGCCGACUAGUAUUUCGGUGCCUGGGCGAGCGAUCAAGAGCGCGGAUCUAAAUGCACAAUAUGUGUAAAAGGUAAGCAUACAUAUAUACAUACCUUGUAUAGAGAGAAGGAGGGGGGGGGGGGGAA